UCACCCAAGUUUUUAAUUGUGAAACGUAGGAUUCAGCAAUGCCUUGUGGUGCAGUUGUGGUUCAUAGUUGUCUCAUUUUACAAAAAGUUUCAAAGGGGAAGCAAAAGAAGGAAUUCACAUUGCAAAUGUGUCUGCAUACAAUUUGUAUAAAACAUUUGUUGCAACUUUUAUAAGUGUACAUUUAAUUGUUUUUCUAUAAGUUGCCCGGAAAGAAGCGCAUUAUACCAAGUCUUGUAGCCUUCAAUCAGCGUGUUUUUACACUUUAUUUAAAUCCAUUUGCCUCGUAAAUUACAAAUACAAAUUGUGAAUGACAUCAUAUAUUUAUAAAAAGGAGAAUAAUAUCAAUAAAAUAGUAUAUCUUAUUGGUUUACAUUAAAAAAACAUAGGUAAAUAAAAGAGUCAGGCGCGCCGCGGACAACUAGGCAGGUCCUGUCGCUUCGCUACUAUGGAAACAACAGUACAACUACAACAAUAAAAAUCAGUGUUUGCCAAAUAUGGCUCCAAAAAGAGAUUUAAAGUUUCCACCUAUAACAUCGCAACAAGAACACAGACCGUUAAUUUCUGAUUCAGAUGCUGUUAAUGUCUUGGACCAAAGCAGACAAAAAGGUGACAGGAUUCAGCAGUCAGAAAAGGGUUUGGAAAGACAAAUUGGAGCAACUGCUGUUGUUUCUGUACAUCCACCUGCAUCAAGAAGAUUAUGUUCUGCAGGUAUCAGUCACAUUUAUGCGGCAACACGAAGAAAGCCCCCACUGCUGAUUCACCUGGAAAACUAUGUAAACAAGGAGCUUCAGUCUAUCAAUCCCCAAGAACCAAAGUACCAGGAACUGAAGCUGCAGGUCUACCGUGUUAUCUUUGGUUGCUUCAUCCAAGAGUUUAAAAUGUACCAACCCAUUCUGUCUGAAAUCAAAAAGGAGUAUGAAAACACAUUAGCCUAUCAGCAGGAUCAAAUAAGAGAACUGGAACCACUGCGAUCGCAUUUGAGAUUGGUGAAGGAGGAAUGCGAGAGGAAGAUUCAAGCCCGCUGGGGAGAGGAGCAGGCUGAGAUUGGAGCCUUGAAAAGGGAGAAGCAGCAGCUGCAGCUGGACAUGGAGGCCAUGAGGGAAAAUGAAAAGGCCUUACAGGCAGUGUUAGAGCAUAUGCAGUAUGAACUGUCCAACCAAUACCUGCUGUUCAGAGAGGAGCGCGAUGCUCGUAAGCUGCUGAUAGAACAGCUCAGUGAUGUAACACACACAUCUGUGAAGAAGGAGCUCCCUGCAGGUGAAAACUCAGUUGAGGCUAAGGACCCAGUGGAGCUACAGCUGGCUUUAAAGGUGUGUCGAGCCAAUUUGACCACAGCUCAAGAGGAGCUCAGCAAGAUGAAGGCAGAAUACUGGGAUGUUGUGCCGCAACGUGACUGGGACAAACUGCAACAAACAUAUCAACAAACAGUCCUGCAGUUAAAGACACUGCAGGCUGACUUUGAUCAGCUGAAAAGUGAGUAUGGCAUACUCCUGGAGCUACAUAAAAGAGGAAGCAUGGAGGUUGAGACACUGGAUUCCUCCAGUGUGCAGCUGGCAGACACUGAGGAGCAGGCACCACCUCCAGCUCUAGACCACGCAGAUGAAAAUGCCUGAAUUUAAAUGAGAAAUAAAAAAAAAU
Molecule: messenger RNA, 1638 nt
Organism: Cynoglossus semilaevis (tongue sole)
Lineage: Eukaryota; Metazoa; Chordata; Actinopteri; Pleuronectiformes; Cynoglossidae
Gene: tsnaxip1
Product: translin-associated factor X interacting protein 1
Exons: 9
Coding region: 495-1613 (372 amino acids)
Cellular component (GO): cytoplasm
Source: RefSeq, a predicted model, not a curated record